AGGCAGAUGCCAGAUAUACCACUGAGGUACAUUCAUUUUGAUGUCUCCAGUGAAGAAUCAUAUUCCCUUGAUUCAGUGGGAAAACAUGGCUUUGCCAUGGAGAUCGGCCCCCAGCCCCACGGUGUGGUGAGGUCAAACAUCUACACGGCAAUGAAAGUUGGCGUGCAGCACGUGCUCGAUUGGGUCCGUUUCUUCAACUCAGGUACUAUUUUUGAAGGAGGAUUUGUGGAUGUGUUCACCAUGAUUAAACACAUCGACUACCCAAGAGACCGUGAGACUCGCAACAUCACAGCAGCCAUUCAUCCUCAGCUCCAG
Messenger RNA from Plectropomus leopardus (leopard coralgrouper), 315 nucleotides. NCBI's taxonomy places the organism in Eukaryota, Metazoa, Chordata, Actinopteri, Perciformes, Serranidae. The record is from RefSeq and is a predicted model, not a curated record.